GAAGUCAUCGCCCUUUCUCUUCCGGCGUGCUGUGGGAAAAUGGCGACGGACACGCAGGUUUCAGACACUCUCAAGAGAUUUGCUGCAAGAGUCACUACAGCCAGUGUAAAAGAGAGGCAGCAGAUACUUUCUGAUUUGGGGAACUGUGUUAAUGGAAAAGAUCUCCCUGAUGCUGCUGUGAGAGGCCUGUGCAAACUUUUCUGCUUAACACUUCAUCGUUACAGGGAUGCAACGUCCCAGAGAGCUCUUCAGGCAGUUAUUCAGCAGCUGGUUGAAAGUCAUCCUGAGACGACGACAAAACAUUUGGUGCAGUGUUUGCAGUCAACAGGAAUCACCUGUAAGAAUGGCAAUCCAAGUAAGAGCAGUGCAUCAGCAGCAUCCCUUGCUCUCAGUUGGACAUUACUGCUGGUCAAGGCAGCCUACACGGCACCUGAGAAACAAGCAACGGAGAUGUGGAAAAAGAUGGUGGAAGUACAGUGUUUGCUUUUAACAGAGGUCCUGGGCGGUGGGAACAAGCACACAGUGAAUGGAGUUCUGAAAAAGCUCAGGCAUCUAUGGAAAGAGAACACUGAACUUGCACAGCAAUAUCUGGCAACAAUUGUGGGUCUGGAACCAAACCCAUUACAUCUAGCUAUGCUGGGAGUACUGGUUCAGUACUGUACAGACCAGAAAGACAUUGCCACCAUCAACAAACAUAAGAAUGGCAUUUUGGAGCUCUAUGUGAAGACUGUCCUCUUGAGCAAGAUAAAACCUCCAAAGUACCUUUUGGAACGCUGUCAGCCUCUACUUCGCCAUGUGUCCCAUCAAGAGUUCAAGGACUCCCUCCUCCCUAUGGUGCACAAAUCUAUUUUGCGCAGCCCUGAAAAUGUAAUUGAGACUAUCUCCUACCUACUAUCUUCAGUAACCCUUGAUCUAAGCCAGUAUGCAGUGGAUAUUGCCAAAGGCCUUGCAAGCCAGUUGAAGUCUAACAAUCCUCAAAUGAUGGACGAGGCUGUGAUAGCUUUACGCAACUUGACCCACCAAUGCAGUGAUCCGUCUGCUGCUGAAUCUCUUGUCAGACACCUCUUUGCCAUUCUUGGAGGUUCCGAGGGCAAACUGACUGCUGUGGCCCAGAAGAUGAGUGUUCUAUCAGGUAUUGGAAGCUGCAGUCACCACACAGUCAGUGCUUCGUCAAGUCAAGCCCUGAGUGGUACGGUUGCCGAGCUGUUCAUUCCCUUCCUGCAACAAGAAGUUCACGAGGGCACAUUGCUUCAUGCCAUUUCCAUUCUUGCACUCUGGUGCAGCAAGUUCACGACUGAGGUCCCUAAGAAGCUAGUAGAAUGGUUCAAGAAGGCCUUUACCCUGAAAACAUCAACAUCAGCUAUUAGGCAUGCAUACUUGCAGUGUAUGCUAGCUUCAUUCCAUGGUGACACUUUACUUCAAGCGUUAGAACUGUUGCCGCUAUUCCUGCAGACUGUUGAAAAGGUGGCCUCGCAGAACACCCAGGUUCCCAUAGUAACAGAAGGUGUUGCAGCUGCUGUUUUGAUCUGCAGGCUGUCUUUGGUGGACACACAAGUUGAAAGCAAGCUGACAACUUUCUGGACACUACUUUUGGAUGAGAAGAAGCAGUUCUUUACCUCUGAAAAAUUCCUUUCUCUUGCUUCAGAGGAUGCUCUUUGCACAGUGUUGCAACUCACAGAGAGACUGCUUUUGGACCUUCCAGAAAUCAAGGGCCAGGUGUACCACAAAGCCUUGGUGGCUGUGCUGCUGAGCAAAACGUGGCGAGUUCGAAAACAGGCUCAGCAGACUGUCAGGAAGUUGCUUUCAUCACUGGGUGGUGUUAAAUUAGCAUAUGGGCUACUGGAAGAGCUCCAAAUCAUUCUGAACACCCACAAGGUGAUCCCUCUGGAAGGAUUAAUGGCAGAAUCAGGUGAACCCACAGAAGCUGGAAAGUCUUAUAUCCCACCUCGUGUACUGGUGGAGGCAUUGUGUGCGAUAACAAAUAUUCCAGGAUUGGAGAACGAUGUCAGCGAGGCUGAGAAAUUGGCCAGAGAUAUUGUAUUCAUGGCACAUCACCCUUCCAUAGAGGCUGCUCAAACGGGACUAUGGUCAGCCAUUCUCCUGCGACUGAAGCUGGACCCCUCUGAAUUCAUUAAAAAGCAUCUGACUGAUAUUUUGCCCAGUGUAAACUCUCAGGCAGUCAAGAACCAGGCUGUCAUAAAUACAGUAGGCUCCCUGUCGAUCCAUGCUUCAUCAGUUGUAUUGCCACACCUGUGCAGCCUGAUCACAAGCAUGUUGGAAAACCAUGCUUUCCACCAGGUGACUAAAGAGGAAUAUGAGAUCAUGCUGGUUCCUGAGGGAGUGCUGUAUGAUAAAUCGUUCCUUCAAAUGGCUCAACAGGAAACCACAAAAAAGGCCAAUCUGAAGCGAGAGAACAAAGCUUAUUCAUUCAAAGAGCAGAUUAUUGACUUGGAACUCAAAGAGGAAAUAAAGAAGAAGAAAGGUCUGAAAGAUGAGGUACAACUGAGCAACAAACAGAAGGAGAUGCUGCAGGCCCAGCUGGAAAGAGAGUCUGUGAUCAGGAAGCGAUUGCAACAGUUGGAUGAAGAUUUGCAGUCUGCUCUAAACGUACUGAAUGCCGUCAUCGAGAGGAACCCACGUGGUUUAUCACAGCAGAUCCCUGCUUUGAUUCGUGUAUUCCUGCCACUAUUCCAAUCGCCAUUAGUUGCUCCCAGACUUAAGGAAACGUUCCUGGCUUUGAGUUCAUGUGUCUUGUCAGCAGAUCUAAAAAACCUGGGCUGCCUGGUUGGUAAUGUGACUCUCCGGCUGCUAAAACCUGCCUGCAGUUUGAAUGAAGCUUGGUGUCAAGAAGAACUCCUAACAGCCACUGCUCGUGCUGUGUGUCUACUGCGUUCACGUACCGUGCCCAACCGUGCUGGCAAAGUUGAGGCAGAUGUGAAACCCCUUACGGCUCCUGCCUUUGCAUAUUGCUUCCCACUGUUAAAGAUGGUUUUGACAGACACAGUAAAUGACAGUGAAGAAAAGGAGGGUAUGUUGAUUCAGGCACUUCAAGUAAUCAACGAACAUGCUCAGCUUCGAUCAACAGCUGACAGCUCUCAGCUAAUUGAUGAGAAUGGACCUGAACUGCUGCCACGAACGGCAAUGCUACUCCUGCUGACCAGGGUCAUGGCCACAGGCUCACCACGACUCCAGGUACUGGCUUCAAAUACUCUGACAUCCUUGUGUGCCAGCAGCAGUGGCGAGGAAGGAUGUGCAUAUGCUGAACAGGAAGAGAUUGACGUCCUGUUGCAAGCUCUGCUGUCACCGUGUUCUGCAGUGCGGGAUGCUGCUCUAAGGGGAUUGUUGGAGAUGAACAUGGUGCUCCCCACACCCGACAGUGAUGAGAAGAAUGGAUUGAAACUACUGCGCAGACUUUGGGUUUCCCAGUUUGAUGUGGAUGAUGAGAGCAGACUGCAAGCUAAAAAGUUGUGGGACACCAUGGGACUGGAGUUGCAGCCAAACCUUUGCUCACAGCUGAUUAAGGAUGUGAUAUAUCAUGAGGAAGCAAUACGCCAAGCAGGAGCGGAAGCACUGUCCAAAGCCGUGGCACAGUAUCAGCAGCAGGCUGCUGAAGUGAUGGCUAAACUUAUUGAAAUUUACCAGGAGAAACUUUAUAGGCCACCUCCUGUGUUGGAUGCCCUUGGUCGAGUAAUAUCCGAAUCCCCACCUGAUCAGUGGGAAGCCAGGUGUGGAAUUGCUCUGGCUUUGAACAAACUCUCCGAGUAUUUUGAUGGAUCACAGGUCAAGCUGCUAUUCCAAUUCUAUGUGCCUGAAGCCUUGAAUGACCGCCACCCUGAGGUCAGAAAAUGCAUGUUGGAUGCAGCUCUGGCUGCACUUAACACCCAUGGAAAGGAUAACGUCACUUCGCUCCUACCAGUGUUUGAAGAAUUCCUGAGAAAUGCCCCUAAUGAUGCUAGUUAUGAUGCUGUGAGGCAAAGUGUGGUCAUUCUCAUGGGUUCUCUGGCAAAGCAUUUGGAUAAAAGUGAUCCCAAAGUGAAACCCAUUGUGGCAAAGCUCAUCACUGCACUCUCAACGCCAUCCCAACAGGUUCAGGAGUCAGUGGCCAGCUGCCUGCCACCACUGGUCCCUGCCAUCAGAGAUGAUGCCGCUGGCAUGGUUCAGAAACUGCUGCAGCUAUUACUGGAGUCAGAUAAAUAUGCUGAGCGGAAAGGGGCGGCGUAUGGACUGGCUGGACUGGUAAAAGGAUUAGGGAUUCUCGCCCUGAAGCAGCAGGAAAUAAUGGUGACAUUGACAGAUGCCAUUCAGGACAAGAAGAACUUCCGGAGAAGGGAAGGUGCUCUGUUUGCUUUUGAGAUGUUGUGCAAUAUGCUGGGGAAACUCUUCGAGCCAUAUGUGGUGCACGUGCUCCCUCACUUGCUCUUGUGUUUUGGUGAUGGCAACCAGUAUGUCCGAGAGGCAUCUGAUGAUACUGCAAAGGCAGUGAUGCGAAAUCUGAGUGCACACGGUGUGAAGCUUGUGCUGCCUUCGCUGCUCGUUGCUCUGGAGGAGGAAUCCUGGAGAACUAAAGCAGGUUCAGUGGAAUUGCUGGGUGCCAUGGCAUACUGUGCUCCCAAGCAGCUGUCGUCCUGUCUGCCGAGCAUUGUACCCAAGUUGACCGAGGUCCUGACGGAUUCCCACGUGAAGGUGCAGAAGGCAGGACAGCAGGCUUUACGGCAGAUUGGCUCUGUUAUCAGGAACCCAGAAAUCUUGGCAAUCACACCAGUCCUGCUAGAUGCCCUGACAGAUCCAUCCAGAAGGACACAGUUAUGCCUUCAGACUCUGCUCGAUACCAAGUUUGUCCACUUUAUUGAUGCACCAUCUCUGGCCCUGAUCAUGCCAAUUGUGCAGAGAGCAUUCCAGGAUCGAUCCACAGAUACCCGUAAGAUGGCAGCUCAGAUUAUUGGAAACAUGUAUUCCCUUACAGACCAGAAGGAUCUUGCACCGUACCUGCCCAGUGUGAUGCCUGGAUUGAAGCUGUCUCUGUUGGACCCUGUUCCAGAGGUUCGCACAGUGUCAGCAAAGGCUCUGGGAGCAAUGGUGAAGGGAAUGGGCGAGUCGUGCUUUGAUGACCUGCUGCCUUGGCUUAUGGAAAUGCUGGCAUCAGAGCAGAGUUCAGUUGAUCGAUCUGGUGCUGCACAAGGCUUGGCAGAGGUAAUGGCUGGGCUUGGAGUUGAAAAGCUGGAAAAGCUCAUGCCAGACAUCGUGGCCACAGCCAGCAAAGUGGAGAUUGCCCCACAUGUCCGUGAUGGUUACAUGAUGAUGUUCAUCUACCUACCUGUCACCUUUGGCGACAAGUUUACUGCAUAUGUGGGAGCCAUCAUACCUUGCAUUCUGAAGGCUCUGGCGGAUGAGAAUGAAUUUGUUCGUGACACUGCUCUGCGUGCUGGACAGCGAAUCAUAAGCAUGUACGCAGAGACUGCCAUAGCACUACUACUUCCAGAACUGGAGCAGGGAUUGUUUGAUGAUAACUGGCGAAUCAGGUUCAGUUCCGUCCAGUUGCUGGGAGACUUGCUAUUCCAUGUGUCGGGGGUGACUGGAAAGAUGACAACAGAGACUGCCUCAGAGGAUGACAAUUUUGGUACCGCCCAGUCCAAUAAGGCUAUAAUUACUGCACUGGGGCAGGAGAGGCGGAAUCGUGUACUGGCUGGGCUCUACAUGGGCCGAUCUGACACACAACUCGUGGUGCGUCAGGCCUCGCUACACGUCUGGAAAAUUGUUGUGUCCAACACUCCACGCACUCUUCGCGAGAUAUUGCCAACACUCUUCACUCUGUUGCUGGGUUUCUUGGCCAGCACCUGCGCUGACAAGAGAACGAUUGCUGCAAGGACGCUGGGUGACCUUGUGCGAAAGCUUGGGGAGAAGAUCUUGCCAGAAAUUAUUCCAAUCCUGGAAGCGGGGUUAAAAUCGGAUAAAAGUGACGAGAGGCAGGGUGUUUGUAUCGGUCUCAGUGAGAUCAUGAAAUCCACCAGCAAAGAUGCAGUACUUGUCUUCUCUGAGUCUCUCGUUCCCACAGUACAGAAGGCCCUCUGCGACCCCCUUGAAGAAGUCCGUGAAGCUGCUUCCAAGACAUUUGAGCAGCUUCACUCAACAAUUGGGUAUCAGGCCCUUGAUGACAUUCUUCCAUUCCUGCUGGAGCAACUUAAUGGUGUGGAAAUGGCAGAGUUUGCUCUGGAUGGAUUGAAGCAAGUGAUGGGAGUAAAGAGUCGAGUUGUUCUUCCCUACCUAGUGCCAAAGCUUAUAACACCACCAGUGAACACACAAGUGCUAGCAUUCCUGUCUUCAGUGGCAGGUGAUGCAUUGACACGCCACCUCAAUGUGAUCCUACCUGCUGUCAUGACUGCGCUGAAGAACAAGAUGGGAACUGAUGAAGAGCAAGAGGAACUGGCUAACUGUCAGACAGUAAUUUUGUCUGUGGGAGAUGAGAUUGGUCAAAGAGUCAUUCUAGAGGAUCUCCUGGAAGCAACAAGGAAUUCGGAUGUUGGGAUGCGCAAAGCUGCAGCAACGAUCAUCAAUAUUUACUGCUCGAAGACCAAGGCUGACUACUUUGGCCAUGUCAGGAACUUGAUGUCUGGCUUGAUCAGGUUGCUCAAUGACUCGGAUGAGACUGUCCUGAAUGAGAGUUGGGAUGCUCUAAAUGCAAUAACCAAGAAGCUGGAUGCUGGGAGCCAACUAUCACUCGUGGAUGAUCUACACAGAGACAUCCGUGCAGCAGCUGCAGAGGCCAAAGGGGAGCAUUUACUGGGAUUCUGCAUUCCCAAGAAAGGUGUUACAUCAAUUCUCCCCAUUCUACGAGAAGGCAUAUUGACCGGAAGCCCUGAGCAGAAGGAGGAAGCUGCCAAAGCCCUUGGGCUUGUAAUCAAGCUAACUUCUGCAGAAGCACUGAAACCAUCUGUGGUGAACAUCACUGGACCUCUAAUUCGUAUCUUGGGCGAUCGGUUCAGCUGGAACGUGAAGGUUGCUCUCCUGGACACCCUCAGUUUAUUGCUCAGUAAGGUGGGGAUUGCCCUGAAGCCUUUCCUUCCACAGCUUCAAACCACCUUCACAAAAGCCCUGUCUGAUACAAACCGUGCUGUCCGCCUAAAAGCAGCAGAAGCUCUUGGAAAUCUGAUAGUUAUUCACACCAAGGUGGACCCAUUGUUUACUGAACUGCUGAAUCUAGUGCGGAAUGCAGAUGAUUCUAGUGUGAGAGAGACUCAACUUCAGGCCCUGCGCUUUGUCAUCCAAGGGGCUGGUGCCAAGGUUGAUGGAAAUAUACGGAAAAACAUCACCACUUUGUUGUUGGGCAUGCUGGGGCAUGAUGAGGAUGCCACGCGCAUGGCUUCAGCUGGUUGUUUAGGAGAACUGUGUUCAUAUUUACCAGAUGAUGAACUCGGUACAAUUCUCAAAAACCACCUUUUGGCUGAUGUAUCUGGUAUUGACUGGAUGGUGAGACAUGGACGGAGUGUGGCCCUAUCGAUUGCAGUGAAAGCAGCUCCCAGCAAGCUUUGUACACCCGAGUACAAUGCAAGUAUAUUGGACAUGAUUGUUGCCAGUGCUACAGCUGACCGGAUUCCCAUUGCUACAAGUGGAAUCCGAGCCAUGGGGUUCCUAAUGAAACAUCAAAUACAGAAUGAAGGUGGAAUAAUAUCUCCAAAACUCAUCACACUACUGGUGAAGAAUUUGCAGAAUUCAUCAAGUGACGUGAAGCUGGUGGCAGAGAAGAUGAUCUGGUUGUGUAGUAAAAACACUUUGAAUCCACUUGACCCUCAGACAAUCAAACCAAUCCUGAAAGCCUUGCUUGAUAAUACAAAAGACAAAAACACCAGUGUGCGGGCAUACAGUGAACAGGCCAUCGUCAGCUUGCUUAGGUUAAGGGAAGGAGAAGAGUUGUAUCAGAAUAUUUCUAAAAUUCUUGAUACUGCAAGUCUGGAUCUAUUGACUGAAAGCUAUCGACGAAGCUUGAAGAAGCUUGCCAGCCAGGCAGACUCAAUGGAACAGGUCGAUGACACCAUUCUGACAUGAAGAGUUGAAUGAUAUUUUUGCUGCAUAAAUUUAAGUGAAAAGUUAUAACUUUAAUUUUGUUUCUAAGUGCAGUCACCAUUAUGACAGGCUGUUGGAAUUGGACAUGAGACUGCUUUAGUAUUGCUGCACUUGGUUUGUGUAAAAAAUGAAUAGAGAUGUUUGUGGUGUCACGACAAAAGUUGCCAUUAACAACCUUUAAUGGGAGAGCAAGAGACUGCUUAUAAAGAUCCAGAGAAUGACAGCCUUCAGGUUUUCCAAAAAAGUAAUCAUUCAAUAAAAACUUUAACUGGUUGAAUGUCUUAUACCUAA
This is a messenger RNA of Pristis pectinata (smalltooth sawfish), 8349 nucleotides long. It is a transcript of the gene gcn1, whose product is annotated as GCN1 activator of EIF2AK4. The transcript has 58 exons. Gene Ontology annotation, cellular component: cytosol. Bases 40 to 8040 code for a protein of 2666 amino acids. The record is from RefSeq and is a predicted model, not a curated record. NCBI's taxonomy places the organism in Eukaryota, Metazoa, Chordata, Chondrichthyes, Rhinopristiformes, Pristidae. Gene Ontology annotation, molecular function: protein kinase regulator activity. Gene Ontology annotation, biological process: regulation of translation; cellular response to amino acid starvation.